Molecule: messenger RNA, 2995 nt
Organism: Cricetulus griseus (Chinese hamster)
Lineage: Eukaryota; Metazoa; Chordata; Mammalia; Rodentia; Cricetidae
Source: RefSeq, a predicted model, not a curated record
GGAGGGCCUGGGCACCUGCGCGCCCCGGCUUCUUCCGACUUCUUCCGCGGCAGGGAGGGCGGGCGGUUGUCUUGGUGACCGCUCCCUAACGGUCUGGUGGCACCGAGAUAUUUGUUGAGGGUUUGCAACCUGAGCUGCUGACUGAAGACGCCUUCGGUUCCUCCAAGCGUCCGAGAAGAUUGACCCAGAAUAAUAAAAUGUCUCGAAAAAUUCCUAAGGAGUCAAAAAAAGUAAACAUCUCCAGUUCUCUGGAAUCUGAAGAUAUUAGUUUGGAAACAACCAUUCAUACAGAUGAUGUCUCCUCCUCAGAAGAGCGAGAGGGCAAAAUCAAAAUUACCAGGCAGCUAAUUGAAAGAAAAGAAAUACUUCAUAAUAUCCAGUUACUGAAAAUCGAGCUAUCCCAAAAAAAUAUGAUGAUCGACAAUUUGAAAAUGGAUUAUCUUACAAAGAUUGAAGAGCUGGAGGAAAAACUUAAUGAUGCCCUUCACCAGAAGCAGCUGCUAACUUUGAGAUUAGACAAUCAGUUGACUAUUCAACAGAAAGAUGCCAAGAAAUAUCAAGAACUAAUGAAACAAGAAAUGGAUACAAUUUUAUUGAGACAGAAACAACUGGAAGAGACAAAUCAGCAGCUAAGAGACAAAGCUGGAGAUGUUCGUCGAAACCUUCGAGACUUGGAACUGACAGAAGAGCAGUAUGUGAAGCUAAAAUCCUUUUCUGAAGAGCAGCUUUCUAUCCCUGAAUAUGUGUCUGUUCGGCUCUAUGAGCUAGUAAAUCCACUAAGAAAGGAGAUCUCUGAACUACAAGUGAAAAAGAAUGAACUAUCUGAAGAACUGAGUACGAACAAAGGCCAACUGAAGCAGCUGACAGAGUCAUCUGAGCAAGAUCGAAGAAACAACUCUGAACUUCAAAUCCGAUGUCAGCGUUUAGCCUUGGAAUUGGCAGACACCAAGCAGUUGAUUCAGCAAGGUGAUUACCGUCAAGAGAACUACGACAAAAUCAAGAGUGAGCGCGACGCUCUGGAACAGGAAGUACUCGAGGUUAGAAGAAAACAUGAAAUACUUGAAGCUUCUCACAUAGCUCAGGCUAAAGAAAGAAGUGAAUUAUCAAAAGAGGUAACAACCUUGCAGCAGACAGUCACCCUCCUGCAGAAGGAUAAAGAGUACCUCAAUCGCCAAAACAUGGAGCUCAGUGUCCGCUGUGCCCAUGAAGAGGAUCGCCUGGAGAGGCUGCAGGUGCAACUGGAAGAGACCAAAAAGGCUAGAGAAGAUAUGUAUGAAAAAUACGUGUCAUCCAGAGACCAUUAUAAAACAGAAUAUGAAAAUAAACUACAUGAUGAGCUGGAGCAAAUCAAAUUGAAAACUAAUCUGGAAAUUGAUCAGCUUCGAAGUGCCUCUAGGGAGAUGUAUGAACGAGAAAACAGGAAUCUCCGAGAAGCCAGGGAUAAUGCUCUCGCUGAAAAGAGCCGAGCAGUGGCAGCUGAAAAGGAUGCUCUAGAAAAGCAUGAGCAGCUCCUUGAAAGGUACAGGGAGCUCCAGCUUAGUACAGAAAGCAAAGUGGCUGAAUUUCUGCACCAGAGUAAGCUGAAGUCCUUUGAAAGUGAACGUGUUCAACUCCUGCAAGAGGAAACUGCAAGAAACCUCGCACAGUGCCAGUUGGAGUGUGAAAAGUAUCAGAAGAAACUGGAGGUUUUAACUAAGGAAUUUUAUAGUCUCCAAACUUCUUCUGAAAAACGCAUUACUGAACUAGAAGCACAGAACUCCGAGCAUCAGGCAAGGUUAGACAUUUACGAGAAAUUGGAAAAAGAGCUUGACGAAAUAAUAAUGCAAACAGCAGAAAUUGAAAAUGAAGAUGAGGCUGAAAGGAUUCUUUAUUCCUAUGGCUAUGGUGCUAAUGUUCCCACAACGGCUAAAAGACGACUAAAGCAAAGCAAAACCUGUACCAGUCAAUGCCGCCAGCUCUUGCUCCUCAGUGCAUCUGGCUCUAUGGGAACAUCCGACGGCUCUGCUUCUACCACCUCCAACCUGAGCCUCCCGCCAGCUUUGCAAGCCCCCUCCACCAUCAGCAGCAACCUUAUUUGCCUCUUUACUCAAAGUGACAGGAAUAGGACAUCUCCACUGCUUGACAGAGCCAAUUCACUGUUGAACCAGACUCAGCAACCCUACAGAUACCUCAUAGAGUCUGUGCGGCAAAGGGAUUCCAAGAUUGAUUCACUGAUGAAGUGUACAGGUCAACUUGAGAAAGACAUCAGCAAUUUAAAUAAGGAAAAGUCAGCCCUGCUGCAGACGAAGAACCAGAUGGCCUUGGAUUUGGAGCAGCUUCUAAAUCACCGUGAGCCCGUCUCCAUCAGUACAGCCAUCACUCAUGUCCUAGAAUUGUGCCUUCAAGCAACUGUCUCUUCACUGUGGAAGCCUGACUUAUUCAGUGAAUUUGCAGCCAUGAAACAAAUUAUCAUUAAUAUGUGUAGCAAACAUUCUGAGAACAACUUACUCCGCCCUAAAAUGGAAUCAGGGGGUGUCACAGAAGAUCAAGCAUCAAAGAUUUUGAGCAUGCCAAGAGAACAUGAAGAUAAUAUAUUUAUACCCAAGCCAACAUUGUUUACUAAAAAGGAUGCACAAGAAUGGUCCAAGAUUCAAAAAACGAAGGCAUAGUGUUUGGUGCUGGAGAAAGCCAGAGCCUAACCCUCCUAACCCAGCCAAGCCCCUACCUCCAUAUGGCACCCCAGCCAGGCCCCCCUUCUGCAAGGCACCCUCAGCCAGUGUGGCUGUUCUGGGUUAGAAUGGGUCUUUGUCAUCUUGUACUCCAGAAGUGGUGUCUCUGUUAGGGGAGUAAACGUUCAUUUUAAUCAUGUACUUGACAUUUUCAAAUAUCAGUAACUUAAUGUUUAAUGUUAAAUUAACACAUUUCAGUAUAGUCAACACAUAAGUACAAAUAGUCAUAUGCUUUAUAUUUUGGUUUUAUGUAUUUUGUUAUAAAAUAAAUAUCUUGUAUCCUCUGA